Messenger RNA from Dovyalis caffra, 1524 nucleotides. NCBI's taxonomy places the organism in Eukaryota, Viridiplantae, Streptophyta, Magnoliopsida, Malpighiales, Salicaceae. The record is from the annotation of a GenBank genome assembly.
AUGAAGAUUUGGACCUCAGCCAGUGAAGAAGGCUGGCUCCUGCCUAACAAUUCUGAUUCGUUGAAUUGCACCCAGACAUUAGAGCUGAAAAGUUCAGCUGAACCUCGAGUUGAAGAGGCAUUCUUCAAUCAAGUCGUAGCAUUGUCUCAAUUGGGCCUUAUUUUGCUUGCAAAUGCAAAGAGGAAUGCUAUAUAUGCUGUGCACUUAGAUUAUGGUCCUAAUCCAGCAUCAACUCGUAUGGACUACAUAUCAGAGUUUACUGUCACUAUGCCUAUUUUGAGUUUAACUGGGACGAGUGAUGUUGUGCAUGGCCAAUCUGUUGCUCAAGUUUAUUGCGUACAGACACAGGCAAUUCAACAGUAUACUCUGGAAUUAUGUCAGUGCCUGCCACCUCUGAUGGAGAAUGGUGCAGAGCGGUUGGAUUCCAGUGUUUUACAAGAUGUGCCUAAUGGUGAUGGAUAUGCUGCCUUGGAGUCACGUGGAAGGAAAUAUUCUGAUGUUCUUAUGAGCUCCACGUCAGUUGAUGCUCCCACUUCAAAUAUGGACCCGAGAACUAUUGCUUUGGCCUCAUCCACUAGCGAUGCUGAUAUAGUUUGUGUACCAUCACAUCCUCUUCCUUUGAGACCUAGAUUAUCUAGAGACCUUCCUGAGUUUGCAGUUGGGGGAGGCUUUGAGCCAAGUCCUGCAUCCAGCAACCAAGGCUUUAAUCAACCAGCUAUCGAUUAUUCAGUUGACCAGCAAACGGACGCUGUUCAUUUAAAUUUGUCCGAUGUGCCUUCCUUGGAUAGAGACUCAAGGAAUGAUGAGAAGAAAAUUGUACAGGAUGAUAAUUCUACCACUCUUAAUCCUCCUAUUACAUUUAAACACCCAACUCAUCUAGUAACCCCUUCUGAGAUUUUAAUGGGUGCUUCAUCCUCUGAAAUUACGAAUGUUAAUGAGGGGGAGAGGGAGAAUGACUCAAAUGUUCAAGAUGUGGUUGUCAAUAAUGAUGCCAAGGCUGAGGUGGAAGUUAAAAUAGUGGGUGAAACAAGAUCCACUCGAAAUGAUGAAUUUAGUCUUCGAGGGGAAUCCAAAAGGCCUGUUUCUGAAAGCAAGGAAAAAAUAUUUUGCUCCCAGGCUUCAGAUCUUGGUGUUGAGAUGACUAGAGAUUGUUGUGCAUUACCGCCAGUAACAAAUAUUGAGGAACGUGGACAAGUUGAUGGUGUUGGUGUUAGUGAUUCUCUAGCCCCAACUUCUCAUGAAGGUGAGGAUGAAGUCCGUGACUCAGCAAAAGAUGUAUCUGGAAAAGUUUCUGAGUCCACUGCAUCAACAGUUGUUCCACUGUCAACAACUCCAAGUAUAAAAGGGAAGAAGCAGAAGGGGAAACAUUCUCAACCAUCAGGUUCAUCUUCUCAAUCUCCUAGUGCUUUUAAUUCAACAGAUUCUUUGAAUGAACCUGUUGGGGCUUCAAAUCUCCUCUUUGUGGAUGGUGCCUUUCCUCAAGUUUUGGCUAUGCAGGAGUCGAUUAAUCAGGUGAUUGCUUAG